CUUCCCGUCGCCCCCGUUCGGUUUGGCGCCCUCCUCCUCCUCCCCGGUGAGUUUGUGUCGGUCUCUCCUGUAGGACAUGGCCGAGGUACCGCCGGGGCCUAGCAGCGUCCUGUCCCCGCAGGGGGACACGCUCUCCCCCUUCCCCGGAGGAGGAGGAGGAGGAGGAGGGGGGACUGCUUCCUCCUCCUCCUCCUCUGCCACCUCCUAUGCCGCCGCCGCCGCCGCCUGCACCGGCGCCCAGGACGAGGAGGCCGAAGAGGAGGAGGAAGAGGAGGGACCCGCGGGCGGACGGGAGCAGCAGCAGCGAGGAGGAGGAGGAGGCAGCGACGGCGGCAAGGGGGGCCCGCAGCACCGCCACCACCACCGCCACCACCACCACCCCCCGCACCACAACCACCAGCUCAACGGCCUCAUCAGCCCCGAGCUGCGGCACCUGCGGGCCUCCCUCAAGGGCAAGAUCCUCGGCUCGGAGGCAGGGGCGGCCCCCGAGGGGCUGGAGAACAAGCGAGCCAGCAAAACAAUGGGCUCCGGACAGCAGCAGUCGUCGCCCCCCACCGCAGCGCCCUGCUCGUCCCCCCACGCCAACCACCUCCCUCCCCAGGGAAGGACUGCACCCUCUCCUCCUCCUUCUCCCCCAGCUAAAGGGGACAGGAGCCAGCCUGCUGCCACAACCACGACUGCUGCUGCUAAGACUGCAGCCCGCAAUGGGCUGGCAGGAGAGACUGGCUUGGAGGAGGAAGAGCAGGAGGAGGGGGAUGAAGGAGGGGAGGAGGAGUCCCUGCAGCUACUCUCCGGGUCCUUAGCAGCAGCCUGCAGUUUGAAAGGCUCGGGAACGGACUGUCAGCCCGAGGAGGACCUAACGAUACGAUACGUCCAGUAUGAGUCAGAGCUGCAGAUGCCCGAUAUCAUGAGACUGAUCACCAAAGAUCUGUCUGAACCCUACUCCAUUUACACAUAUAGGUAUUUUAUCCACAACUGGCCACAACUUUGCUUUUUGGCCAUGGUAGGUGAGGAGUGUGUAGGUGCCAUCGUCUGCAAGCUGGAUAUGCACAAAAAGAUGUUCCGCAGAGGUUAUAUAGCCAUGUUAGCAGUGGAUUCCAAAUACAGAAGAAAAGGAAUUGGUACAAACUUGGUUAAGAAAGCUAUUUAUGCUAUGGUUGAAGGAGAUUGUGAUGAGGUUGUAUUGGAAACAGAAAUCACAAAUAAGUCUGCUUUGAAACUUUAUGAAAACCUUGGUUUUGUGCGAGACAAGAGGCUGUUCAGAUACUAUUUAAACGGAGUGGAUGCACUGCGCCUGAAGCUAUGGCUGCGUUAGGAGACCCCGUCCCAGCGAGCGAGCGACGUCCCAGCAGCGCAGAGUUGUCCUUUGCAUGCAAUGCAAUUUGUCCCAAAUUGCUUUGCAAGGUGGACUCUUAGUACUUUCCAUGCAGCUCUUAAACCUGUCAGUGUCCCAUUGAGUGUCGCACACAUUCGUUGCACUUUGGCAUGGCGCAUUUGUUGCGAAUUAAAGCCGAUUGUCUCAGACUCCGAGUCCUUUUGGUACCAGCCAGAUGUGCCAGGUGAUAGCCAAGAUAUGUUCAUUCAUUUGCAAGUUUGCUGACUCUUUAGGACAUCCACACAGUGAACGUUUUAUCAGAGAAAACCUGGAUGGGAAACGCCGCUUUUGGUUCCCGAAAAUUCGAAAUAAAGCCAAUGUAGAUUGUAAAAUUCUA
Messenger RNA from Sturnus vulgaris (Common starling), 1712 nucleotides. RefSeq names its product N-alpha-acetyltransferase 30, NatC catalytic subunit (gene NAA30). Gene Ontology annotation, cellular component: NatC complex. The record is from RefSeq and is a predicted model, not a curated record. Gene Ontology annotation, molecular function: protein-N-terminal amino-acid acetyltransferase activity. Gene Ontology annotation, biological process: N-terminal peptidyl-methionine acetylation. NCBI's taxonomy places the organism in Eukaryota, Metazoa, Chordata, Aves, Passeriformes, Sturnidae.